This is a messenger RNA of Triticum dicoccoides, 1173 nucleotides long. RefSeq lists its product as uncharacterized. Lineage: Eukaryota; Viridiplantae; Streptophyta; Magnoliopsida; Poales; Poaceae. The record is from RefSeq and is a predicted model, not a curated record. The annotation marks the transcript as partial. The transcript has 5 exons.
GGAAGGGCGGGACGCGCGCGCUUGUCCUCCCCUGGCCCGCCUGUCGGUGGGAGAAACCAACCCCCCCCCCCACGCCCAUUUGGCGCCAUUUCCCCCAAGACCGCAAAGGUGAAGAAGAAGGCGCCAAGGAAGCCGCGGUCGGAGUGCACGCCGGAGGAGAUCGCCAAGUUGGACGCGAAAUCGGCGAAGAGGAGGGAACGAAGAGCGGCCGUCAAGAUCAAUGCCGCGGCGGCCAAGUUCGCCGCCCAGCGCGAGGAGCUGGAAGCCACGCGGCGCAAGGCCGCUUACAUGGAGGACGUGAUCUUCCAGGAUGGGCAUGGCCGUGCCUACGACCCCGAGGAGACCCAAAGUCAGGAUGGCCGCGCCCAGUACGUGCCCGAUGAGGAGGCCGACGACCGUGCUGACUACGACCAUGGUGAUCCGUGGCAUGAAGACGACGACAUCUAUGUCGAAGGUGAAGAUGAAGAUGAAGCCAAUGAUGUCGAUAUUAGUGGCACUCCGUUGUUCAUAGACGAGCUCACCCAAAGAGCGGAAGCACAAAAGAAGCGGAAGAGCAUUCGCACGGCAUUUCAAUCUUUGGAGGCAUUCAAGGCCCGGCACAAUGACAAGCCAUUCACUCUUACGCAUUGUUGGACGCUCAUCAACAAUUGCCCUAAGUUCAAGGAUCAAUACCAUGAACUUCAAAGGAAGAGAGGCAAGAAAACGGCCAAGUUCGCCGGAGGUGGGGAUGGCGAGGCGUUGAAGAGGCCGAGGGGUAAGACCAACUCCAAGGUGGACGACAUACGUGACGCCUCAACCAUGGCCUUGCAUGAGACUUUGCAUGGCAUGAUGUCACAUAAGGAUGUGAGGGAUGAGAAGAAGCGGCAAAGCAAGGACGAGCAAAUGAAGCAAUACCUAGACCUCCAAAGACAGAAGCCUGAGAUGGAGGAGGCGGCCAAGAAGAGGAAGAUAGACAUGGAGGAGGCGGCCCGGCAAAAGCAGCUCGACAUCGAGGCCGACAACGUCAAGGCCAGGCAGAGGCAGCUCAACAUCGAGGCCACCAAUGCCGCCACCAAAGCGAAGGAGGUGGCCCUUGCGAUCAUGAGCGUGGACUUGUCGAAGAUGAGCGACAAGACGAGGGCCUGGUUCGAGGCCAAGCAGAAGGAGAUGCUCGACGUCGAAGGCCUGAACUAG